AUGGACGUUGGUAAUAACGGAGGAGGACUUAUUGUGAAUAAUAAACAGAGGGCUAUGUUACCUAACAAAGGUAGAGGUGAAUUUGUCCGUAACCAAAGGAAAGACUCAGAGGGGUUCUCUGAAUCUCCAGAUCUUGAAUUUGAAUAUGCAGACACAGAUAAGUGGGCCGCUGAACUUUCAGAGCUGUACAGCUACACUGAGGGCCCAGAGUUUCUACUAAAUAGAAAAUGCUUUGAGGAAGAUUUCCGUACUCAUGUGUCUGAUAAGAAGUGGACAGAGUUGGAUGCCACACAGCACCGGGCGCAUGCCAUGCGUCUGUUGGAUGGUCUGGAGGUGACCGCCAGAGAGAGGAGGUUAAAAGUGGCCAGGGCCAUUCUUUACAUGGCUCAAGGUACAUUUGCAGAGUGCAGCUCAGAGGCAGAGGUGCAGCACUGGAUGAGGUACAAUGUGUUUCUGCUGCUGGAGGUUGGCACCUUCUCUGCCCUGGUGGAGCUCCUCAACAUGGAGAUUGAUAACAGUGCUGCCUGCAGUAGUGCGGUAAGGAAGCCUGCUAUCUCUCUGGCUGACAGCACAGACCUCAGGGUGCUGCUUAACAUCAUGUACCUAAUGGUAGAGACCAUUCACCAGGAAGAUCCAGCAGACACUCCAGAGUGGAGGGCCACUAGAGAGACCUUUAAAGCCGAGCUGGGCUCUCCCCUCUUCAACAAUGAGCCCAUCUCUGUCAUGCUCUUCGGCAUGGUGACCAAGUUCUGCAGUGGCCAUGCUCCACACUUCCCCAUGAAGAAGGUGCUGCUCCUCCUCUGGAAGAGUAUAUUGUUUACCCUUGGAGGGUUUGAACAACUCCAGAACAUUAAGGUACGGAAGAGGGAGGAACUUGGCCUGCCCCCGUUGCCGGAGGACAGCAUCCGUGUCAUCAGGAGCAUGAGGGCGGCCUCACCCCCUGCCUCUGCCUCUGACCUCAUCGAGCAACAGCAGAAAAGGGCACGCAGGGAGCACAAGGCUUUAAUAAAACAGGACAACUUGGAUGCCUUCAAUGAGAAAGACCCUUACAAGACGGAUGAUCCUCGUGAGGAUGAGGAAGACAACGAUGACAACGAUAAUUCUCUGGAGACCGAAACUUUCCCUUUGGAACGGGAUGAAGUCAUGCCACCACCCAUUCCUCACCCUCCUUCAGAAAGGGUGUCCUUCCCCAAAGGCUUACCCUGGGCCCCUAAAGUCAGAGAAAAAGACAUAGAAAAUUUCCUGGAGUCCAGCAGGAGUAAAUUUAUUGGGUACACUCUAGGGAAUGAUACAGAUACUGUCGUUGGUUUGCCUAGACCCAUCCAUGAAAGUAUUAAAACUUUGAAGCAGCACAAGUAUGUUUCCAUUGCUGAAAUUCAGAUUGCUAAAGAGGAGGAAUAUCAGAAGACUCCUUUGUCAGGGGGUGAAGAAGAGGUUGAGAUGUGUGCCACUGAGAUCCUAUACCAGGGCAUCCUACCUAGUCUGCCUCAGUAUAUGAUUGCCUUGUUGAAAAUCCUGCUGGCUGCUGCUCCCACCUCCAAGGCCAAGACCGACUCAAUCAACAUCCUGGCUGAUGUGCUGCCUGAGGAGAUGCCAACAACCGUACUGCAGAGUAUGAAGCUGGGUGUGGAUGUGAACCGUCACAAAGAGAUCAUUGUAAAAGCCAUCUCCGCCAUUCUGCUACUGCUUCUCAAACACUUCAAACUCAACCACAUCUACCAGUUUGAAUACAUGGCCCAGCAUCUGGUCUUUGCCAACUGCAUACCGCUGAUCCUCAAAUUCUUCAACCAAAACAUUAUGGCAUACAUCACAGCCAAGAACAGUAUCUCUGUGCUCGACUUCCCUUACUGUGUGGUCCACGAACUCCCAGAGCUGACAGCUGAGAGCCUGGAAGCGGGAGAUAAUAACCAGUUCUGUUGGAGAAACUUGUUCUCUUGCAUCAAUCUAUUGAGGAUCCUCAACAAGCUUACCAAAUGGAAACACUCCAGGACAAUGAUGUUGGUGGUGUUUAAGUCAGCACCCAUCCUGAAGAGAGCGUUGAAAGUCAAGCAGGCCAUGAUGCAACUGUACGUUCUGAAGCUCCUCAAAGUACAAACGAAGUACCUUGGUCGUCAGUGGAGGAAGAGUAACAUGAAGACUAUGUCAGCCAUCUACCAGAAGGUGCGACAUCGCCUGAACGAUGACUGGGCCUAUGGAAACGCAGACCUGGACGCGCGACCAUGGGACUUUCAGGCCGAGGAAUGCGCCCUGCGCGCCAACAUCGAACGCUUCAACAGCCGGCGCUACGACAAGAACCAGAGCAACCCUGACUUCCUGCCUGUGGACAACUGUCUCCAGAGCGUUUUGGGCCAGCGAGUAGAUCUUCCCGAGGAUUUCCAGAUGAACUAUGACCUCUGGCUAGAGCGUGAGGUCUUCUCUAAGCCUAUCUCAUGGGAAGAGUUGCUUCAGUAAUGUGUAUGUUUGCAGAUACGCUUUAUGUCAGGGCAGAAGUAUCAAGGGAGGUGCCUAAAUUCUCAUUAUCCUUUUUUUUAAUAUGUUACCAAGCAGUUGUGGACCAACAUGCACAGGAUGGCAUGAUAAAUCAUGAUUCAUGAUUUCACCAUCAAAGGUGUGUGAGCUAGAAUCCAUGUCUCCAAAACGUAUGCCAGAUCUGUUUGAUUCUGUUCAUCGAGAGCCCUGUUUUAGCUAUUGGCCUUAAAAUGCUGUCCUUCCAAAGUUCCUCACCAGAGCACAAAUCUUGUAAAGCCUCCCCUGUGGACUGUGGAGUGUGACUAAAUUCCUCCCCAAAAAUCUGUGUGAUCCAGCUUCUGUGGACCAGUGCUUUUCCCCAGGUGCUACGGUGCUAUAGUGUGGACCAUUUGUUA
This is a messenger RNA of Chanos chanos (milkfish), 2864 nucleotides long. It is a transcript of the gene strip1, whose product is annotated as striatin interacting protein 1. The record is from RefSeq and is a predicted model, not a curated record. The transcript has 21 exons. Bases 1 to 2451 code for a protein of 816 amino acids. Gene Ontology annotation, biological process: cytoskeleton organization. NCBI's taxonomy places the organism in Eukaryota, Metazoa, Chordata, Actinopteri, Gonorynchiformes, Chanidae. Gene Ontology annotation, cellular component: cytosol.